This is a messenger RNA of Penicillium brevicompactum, 2883 nucleotides long. RefSeq names its product cleavage polyadenylation factor subunit CFT2. The transcript is spliced from 2 exons. Gene Ontology annotation, molecular function: RNA binding. Lineage: Eukaryota; Fungi; Ascomycota; Eurotiomycetes; Eurotiales; Aspergillaceae. Gene Ontology annotation, biological process: mRNA 3'-end processing by stem-loop binding and cleavage. The record is from RefSeq and is a predicted model, not a curated record. Gene Ontology annotation, cellular component: mRNA cleavage and polyadenylation specificity factor complex. The coding region runs from base 1 to 2883 and encodes 960 amino acids.
AUGUUCACCUUCACGCCUCUUCUCGGCGCCCAAUCGGCCUCGAAGGCGUCGCAGUCGAUCUUGGAACUCGAUGGAGGUAUCAAGAUUCUAGUGGACGUUGGUUGGGAUGACACGUUCGACACCCACGACUUGGCCGAACUGGAGAAGCACAUCCCCACCCUCUCUCUCAUCCUAUUGACGCAUGCGACACCCGCCCAUAUUGGUGCGCUCGUCCACUGCUGCAGAACGUUCCCCCUCUUCACCCAGAUCCCGAUCUACGCAACCAGUCCGGUGGUCGCCUUUGGUCGUACACUUCUACAAGAUCUCUACGCCUCUACCCCCCUUGCUGCUACGUUUCUCCCCAAGGCAUCGGUCUCCGAGCCAGCUUCAUCCAAUGCCGCCACGGAUGUCGAUGAUGAAGCUGCUGGCAGCACAAGUCGAAUCCUUCUACCGUCACCUACCGCCGAGGAGAUCUCUCGGUACUUCUCUCUCAUCCAACCUCUCAAAUACUCUCAACCGCAUCAGCCGCUUCCUUCGCCGUUUUCGCCUCCGUUGAAUGGGCUCACUCUCACAGCUUACAAUGCUGGUCACACAGUCGGUGGAACAAUAUGGCACAUCCAGCAUGGCCUGGAGUCCAUUGUCUACGCUAUGGAUUGGAACCAAGCCCGUGAGAGUGUUGUGGCAGGUGCCGCAUGGUUUGGCGGUUCAGGAGCUAGUGGCGCAGAGGUCAUUGAGCAGUUGCGCAAACCAACAGCGUUGAUCUGCAGCACCAAAGGCGGGGACAAGUUGGCACUGUCCGGUGGUCGCAAAAAGCGAGACGAUCUUCUCCUUGAUAUGAUCCGAAGCUGUGUUGCCAAGGGUGGCACUGUCUUGAUUCCUACAGACACGAGUGCACGCGUCUUGGAAUUGGCCUACUCAUUAGAACACUCGUGGCGCGAUGCAGCAUCUGGGGAUGUCCUUCAAGGCGCGGGGCUAUAUCUUGCCGGUAAAAAAAUGACUGCCACCAUCCGGUUGGCUCGAAGCAUGUUGGAGUGGAUGGACGAGAACAUUGUACGCGAGUUCGAAGCCGCCGAAAGCACCGACAAUGCGCAAGGGCAGGGCAAGUCCAAAGCCGGGCCAUUCACCUUUAAGCAUCUCAAGAUUAUCGAGCGAAAGAAACGACUGGAGAAGCUCUUGGCAGAACCGGGACCCAAAGUCAUUCUUGCAUCCGACACGUCAAUGGACUGGGGCUUUUCGAAGGAUUCUCUUCGACAAGUGGCGGAGGGCCCUAACAAUCUUUUACUUUUGACAGAAUCAUUAAAGGAUACAAAACAAACACCAACUAUCGGCGGUACGCUAUGGCAGUGGUACGAGGAGCGAAGAGAUGGCGUGGCCUUGGAAAAGGGCUCCGAUGGCGAACACAUAGAACAAGUCCACAGCGAUGGCAGAGAACUUUCCUGGAAAGACAUCCAACGGGACCAGCUCGAUGCCGGGGAGCAACUGCUUUAUCAACAAUAUCUUGCCACCAAGCGCCAACUCCAAGACACCUCUCAGACCCUUGGUCAAGAAACUCUUGACCCUGCUGCGGAUGCUCUGGACGAUGGGUCUAGCUCUACAUCUUCCGAAGAUUCGGACCCCGAACAACAAGGUCGAGCUUUGAACUUCUCGGCGUCACUUGCUCAUGCCACCCGAAGCAAACUUGCCGUCAGCGAUGAAGACUUGGGUAUCAACAUUUUGCUCCGCCGCAAGAACGUCUAUGAUUACGAUGUGCGUGGGAAGAAGGGCCGUGAGCGCAUAUUCCCCUACGUGGCGCCAAGAAAGAAAGGCGACGAAUAUGGUGAAUUCAUUCGUCCAGAGGAGUAUCUUCGAGCUGAAGAAAGAGAGGAAAUCGACAUGCAACAACGACGUACCGACGCCGAGACCAAACUCGGUCAGAAGCGGAGGUGGGACGAUGCCGACGGCUCUCGGGAGACAGGCGGCGCAAAGCGACCUCACAUCAAAUCCGAGGACGCUGACGACGCUGACUCUGAUCGCUUGUCCGAUGGCGAGGACGCCGCCGAGCCCGAAGAACAGGAUGACACGAUUGAAGGGCCGGGAAAAGCAGUCUACAACAGCCAGACCAUCACAAUCAACGCCCGGAUCGCCUUUAUCGAUUUCAUGGGAUUGCACGACAAGCGAAGUUUGGAGAUGCUGAUUCCUCUCAUCCAACCUCAAAAACUUAUUCUGGUCGGUGGAAUGAAAGAAGAGACAUUGGCCAUAGCGUCCGAGUGUCAAAAGCUGCUCUCUGCCAAACCCGGCACAUCUGACACGGCUGCCAUCAUCUUUACUCCGGCCAACAACAACUCGGUCGAUGCCAGCGUGGAUACGAACGCCUGGAUGGUCAAGCUGAGCAACACCCUUGUCCGACGCCUCAACUGGCAGCACGUUCGCAGCCUCGGCGUUGUCGCGCUCACGGCACAGCUACGUGGCCCAGAGCCCGUUACCUCCGAACUCGAAAGCGAUGAAGCUGGCGGGAAGAAGAUGAAGCAGCUGAAGGACCAAGCGGCCUCCACUGCGGUCGCCCCGACAUUCGAACUGGGAGACAACAAGGCAUCGGAGAAGCCGGAUGUCUAUCCUUUACUCGACACCCUCCCGGCGAGCAUGGCAGCGGGUACCCGAUCCAUGGCUCGUCCGCUUCACGUGGGUGAUCUGCGACUGGCCGAUCUCCGCAAGCUCAUGCAAUCCGCCGGUCACACCGCUGAAUUCCGAGGCGAGGGAACGCUGCUUAUCGACAAGUCGGUUGCGGUGCGUAAAUCAGGAACGGGAAAAAUCGAGGUCGAGGCCACGGCGCAAUCCUCGAUGAGUCAGUCAGGCCGCGGCACAGGAAGCUUCCUCGCGGUCAAGCGGAAGAUCUACGAGGGGCUGGCUGUCGUUGCGGGCAACUGA